Lagenorhynchus albirostris (white-beaked dolphin) is the source of this 1365-nucleotide messenger RNA. RefSeq names its product PVR cell adhesion molecule (gene PVR). The record is from RefSeq and is a predicted model, not a curated record. Gene Ontology annotation, biological process: fusion of virus membrane with host plasma membrane; homophilic cell-cell adhesion; cytoskeleton organization. Gene Ontology annotation, cellular component: focal adhesion; plasma membrane; apical junction complex. Gene Ontology annotation, molecular function: cell adhesion molecule binding. Lineage: Eukaryota; Metazoa; Chordata; Mammalia; Artiodactyla; Delphinidae. The coding region runs from base 73 to 1365 and encodes 430 amino acids. The transcript has 8 exons.
UUCCUGGCCAGGACCUGCGGCGGCCGCGCGACCGGCAGGGCGAGCGGAGGAGGCGGCGGCGGCGCGCCCAGCAUGGCCCGAGCCGCUUCCUUAGCUUGGCCGCCGCUGCUGCUGCUGUCCCUGCUGUCGCUGUCCCGGGCGCCCUCGGGAGCCGGGACCGAGACAAUCGGAGUGCUGGCCCCAGCCCAGGUGCGCGGCUUCCUGGGCGACACCACAGAGCUGCCGUGCAAACUGCAGCCGCUGGGGCACAACGUGACGGUGACGCAGGUGACCUGGACUCGGCAGAAGCUGGCGGAGGCCUCCCGCAGCGUGGCGGUCUUCCACCCCACCCAGGGCCCCAGCUUCCCGGAGCCCGGCCGGUUGGAGUUCGUGGCCGCCAGGCCAGGCGAGGAGCUGCGAGACGCAUCGCUGGCCGUGGGGGGGUUGCGCGCCGAAGAUGAAGGCAAUUACACCUGCCAGUUCGCCACGUUCCCCAACGGCGACAGGAGCGCCCGAACCUGGCUCCGGGUGCUCGCCCAGCCCCAGAACAAGGCUGAGACCCGGGAGGUCCCGCGCAGCCAGCUCAGCCUGGAGCCUGUGCCCGUGGCCCACUGCAUCUCCACGGGGGGUCGCCCACCCGCCCGCAUCUCCUGGUCCCCGCCCCUCGACAAGAUGGCCAAUACAAGCCAGGUGCCAGGGCCCCUGCCCGGCACUGUCACCGUCAUCAGUCUCUUAACCUUAAUACCUUCCAGCCAUGUGGAUGGCAAGAAUGUCACUUGCAGAGUGGAGCACGAGAGCUUCGAGGAGCGGGUGGUACUGCCCAUGACCCUCAGCGUGCCCUACCCCCCCGAGGUCUCCAUAUCCGGCUAUGAUGGCAACUGGUACAUCGGCCGUAGUGAGGCCUCCCUGCACUGUGACGUCCGCAGCAAACCAGAGCCCACAGGCUACGACUGGAACACGAUCAUGGGACCCCUGCCACCCUCUGUUGUGGCCCAGGGCGCCCACCUCCUGAUCCAUACCGUGGACGAGUCCAUCAACACGACUUUCAUCUGCCUUGUCACCAACGCCCUAGGGACUGGCCAGGCAGAAGUGACCGUCCUGGUCACAGGACUUUCCAGGGAGCCAUCACAUUCAGGCUUGUCCUCUGAGAUCAUUAUCAUCCUGACUUUCACUAUCAUCCUGGUUGGUCUACUCCUGCUGGGGCUCCUGAUUUAUUUCCGGAAAUCCAGAAACUUCCGUGGGAACCUGCGCAGCUCAUCUGCUAAUGGGAAUGUCAUCUAUUCAGCUGUUGGCUGUAAUGCCAGCUCUCCCCAGGAUCCACCGACAGAGGGAGCUGGUGAGGAAGUGGGCCUCGCAGCUGGACACCCACCCCACCUCCAUGGAUGA